GCAUAUGCAGCGGCUCCCCGUCAUCCUCACUGCUACACUGAGACACAGACGCACAAGAUCCGCUGGGAUUCCUCCUGAUAUUCAGCAUCACUCGUGCGGUCGGAAUGGAGAUGUUGAAUACUCGACUUAAAUAAGGAAAAGUCCUCGCAGAGAUCAAGAUGGUGUCGUGGAUCAUUUCGCGGAUGGUGGUCCUGGCCUUUGGGACCCUCUACCCAGCCUAUUCCUCUUAUAAGGCUGUGAAGACGAAAAACGUCAAGGAAUAUGUGAAAUGGAUGAUGUACUGGAUAGUAUUUGCGUUAUUUACGACAGCAGAGACGAUCACAGAUAUGCUUCUCUCUUGGUUUCCGUUUUAUUUUGAGCUGAAGAUUGCCUUUGUUAUCUGGCUGUUGUCCCCAUACACCAAGGGCUCCAGCGUGCUGUACCGCAAGUUUGUGCACCCCACGCUCUCCAAUAAAGAGAAGGAAAUUGAUGAGUACAUAACCCAGGCUAAAGACCGCAGUUAUGAGACCAUGAUGCGGUUUGGGAAGAGAGGACUCAACAUUGCUGCCACUGCAGCAGUCACAGCCGCCACAAAGGGUCAGGGUGUGUUAUCAGAGAAGCUGCGUAGUUUCAGCAUGCAGGAUCUGACUCUGAUUCAGAACGAGGACGAGCUGCAGCUGGACGGCACAGAUGAUACACACACUGCUGCCACGCUACCUCGGGCUAAAACAGCCACACGUACAGUUCGUGCCACACCCAUACCGGCUGACACUGAAUCGCAGCUCAGCUCUCGCUCUGAUGACCAGUCAGAUAGCAGGACGGAGCAUUCAGAUGAAGAUGCUGCAGAUAAGGCCCCCAAACGCACCACAAGCGUCAGAGCAGCCAAGAAACCAGCCGCUGCCAAGACAGAGCAGACCACCAAGGCAGUGAAGAAACAGCCAAAGAAGAAAACCACCACCACCACGGCCAACAACAAUGCUGAAUCACCAUGAGUCACAUUACGUUUAUCUAUCUCUGGACAACACACACAUUCACCUGCUUUCCCAGACUAACAUUAGUGCUCUUCGCUUCUACAAAUACAUUCUUACAACUGCAGAUACACACGUAAGAUGCAUCGCCUGAGGCUGUUUUUAUCUAGUAGGUUUAAUGCGGUGAAAAAGUUGCAUUCAUUUUGUGUUAUCACUUCCGUAAGCCUGGAUCUUGUCUUAUUCUCUGUAGGCCUUAAUAAUAGAGGGCGUCUCUGUAAAGCAUGAGAUCGGAAAGCAGUGCCUGCACAUCAACACUACUAAACCAACUCUCCCUUAUAACCACAAAAUCCAUCCCAGAGCUUCAUGUUUUCCAUAAUACAGGCCAAUUCCUCUUUUUUUAGCAUGUAGGACACACACUAUGGGACGAACAAGAAUCAGGAACAGAGAAAUCGGCCUAUUAAACGAACAGACUUGAUUUCCACACAAGUACAGCGUCCAUAGAGAGUUCUGGAGUUGCCCAGAGCACUUCUGUUCUCAUUCCGGGUCACAAAACAUCCCGAGAUCUGUUGUGAAUAUUCAUGAUCAAAGAGGUCAGAUGUCUACUGGAAGCUGCAGGCACUCAAACGCUCUUGCCGUUAAUAGCGCUUUUGUCAGCUGGGGCUGGAGGCGUCCAGCACACAUAAGCUACCCCUUGUGCUAAUUUUACAUUCGUGUAGUGUGAUGUUACACACUCUGAAUAUUAUAAAACCUUUGGCCAAGUGGUAGAUAAGACAGCAGGUGUCAUCUGGUGUUUUGCUAGUGUGCAAGAUGAAAACAGAAUCACAUGUUGGCGAGUUAAAAGACAAGAUUUCUCUGUCUUGAGUAAUCGGUUUCUAAAGACUGUUGAUUUUAAGUCAGCCAGGCUUUGUGUUGUUGUGGCUUGCUUAGCGAACUCAAAUAUUCCAUAUCAGUAAGUACUGAACAGACUAGGUUGGCACGGUGCGACGUUGAAAAUCAUCUUAAAAGGUGCUUUUAGAAAAUAUGCUGGCUUGAAACCUUCCGGUCCUUUUUUAAAAGGCAUCUUUCUUUUUUAAAUUGGAUCCUGUGAACCAAGUUUAUUCGAAACUGCAUGUAGCCCUAAAUCCAGAUGUGGGCAGUUGUGUUUCCCAGCACAGCUGUUCAGAAUUUAAAGAUCUUAACUUCAACUGCAGUUUGAAGGACGGUGUUUUGCAUUGCAACAUGUAAUAUCACUGAGAGCUGGUAGGGGGCGCUACUGUAUAGGAAAAGAGCACACUGCUCUCUCUCUGUGUGUUAGAUUGAAUGAUUACACAUGGGAAGCAGUUAUGAAUUAUAAUGCAUUUAGAUCUUGUGUUAAUUAGCUGAAAUUGACCUGAAACAUGUUAAUUUGUAUAAUAA
This is a messenger RNA of Labeo rohita (rohu), 2342 nucleotides long. It is a transcript of the gene reep2, whose product is annotated as receptor accessory protein 2. Gene Ontology annotation, biological process: endoplasmic reticulum tubular network organization. Lineage: Eukaryota; Metazoa; Chordata; Actinopteri; Cypriniformes; Cyprinidae. Gene Ontology annotation, molecular function: microtubule binding; taste receptor binding. The transcript is spliced from 8 exons. Bases 159 to 971 code for a protein of 270 amino acids. Gene Ontology annotation, cellular component: endoplasmic reticulum membrane; endoplasmic reticulum tubular network; cytoplasmic microtubule. The record is from RefSeq and is a predicted model, not a curated record.